Messenger RNA from Paramecium tetraurelia, 2121 nucleotides. RefSeq lists its product as uncharacterized. NCBI's taxonomy places the organism in Eukaryota, Ciliophora, Oligohymenophorea, Peniculida, Parameciidae. The transcript has 3 exons. Gene Ontology annotation, molecular function: phosphatidylinositol kinase activity. The record is from RefSeq and is a predicted model, not a curated record. Gene Ontology annotation, biological process: phosphatidylinositol metabolic process.
AUGUCUUAGAAAUUCUACACCCUUAUUGCUUUUGCAUGUGUGAAUGUGGUUUGCAGUUCUUUCAUUGUUUUUACUUAUUUGGCAUGGAAAGCAGGUCGAAAAUCACCAGGAGAUAUUGUAUUUGCUUUGGGACUAUGCCAAUUGAGUACUUCAAUCUAUUGGAUGAUGUCAAGUCCAGAUGUCAAUACGCCCAGCAAUCCUGAUAAUAACUUAAAUGACACAUCCUUUUGCAAAUGGGUUGAUUUCACCUAGAACUUAGGGUUUUUGGGCUAGUUUAUAUACAAUUUUGCAUAUUGUUUUACGAUGAGGUAGGAGAUCACAAAUGUUUUGAAAACGAAUGCAAAGUUUAAGUUAUUGCUUCAUUCCUUUUGUUUGGUGUUUACUCUAUGUAUAUCAUUGAUUUUGUUUGCGUUUCAACCCUAAAUAUAGUAAAUGGCAGGUCCAACAAUAAUGAAUAGAUGCAUCAACACAAUUAUUUUAGAGAGGAACUAUUUGCCAUUAGCUCUUUAUGUAUUUGAGUUUGUGUACAUCAUCUCAGCACUAUAUACAAUAUGGUACUUCUACUAGAACCUACCAAACGAUGUGACAUUUAGAAAUAAUAAAAAAUCUUCGCUCAUCAGAUACGUCAUGUAUAUCAUUUCCACAAUAUUUCUGGCAUUGUUCACACUGCUUAGUACUUUUAUUUAAACAAGUGAACAUCCGUCAUCAUAGCCAGCAAGUUUGGACACAGUGAUGAUGAUAUCAACAUGUUGCUUAUACACUUUAGGUUCUGGAAUUCUAUGUUAUUAGAGGGUGAAGAACCCUGCUCUUUUGCGUAAGAUAGUUAAUAUGGUUCAUAAAGCAUUCUAUCCUCAACCAAAAAAGGAGGUAGAGAUUGUUGAUGUGGAUACGCAAUUCAUUGAAGUGCAGAAAUUUAUCAGAAUGUUUUAGAUUAGAAGUGUUUUAGCAGGGAUUAUCUAGUAUUUCAAUAACAUUGAGGAGUAUUUAGAUAAUGCGCAAUUAGAAGAAAAUGUGGACAAAUCUGAAACUGAUGUUGAUAGAACUUCUCAAUUAUUAAUUUAAAACAGGAAUACUUACAAUAAUGAUAUCACAUUAAAUGCUCAUCUAAUUAGAGAAUCUUUGAGUGAUGAAUAAUUAGCCAUAGCGAAGACUCUAGAGAAAUAUAAAUUAAAUAAUUAAGCACUAAACAAGGAAUUUAAUUUUUAUGUUAAAGAAACCUAAUACACAAAAGGAAAGAAUCCAAAGAUGUUUGCGUUGGCUCCAAAGUAUUUUUAUUAUCUAUUUAAAUUUGACAACUUAGAUAUUGAUGCUCAUGAUUCAUUCUCAUUAGAGAAGAAUGCAGAAUUAAUUGAAAAUAUGAUUAAUGUAGACGGGGGUAAAUCAGGCGAAUUCUUUUUCUUUAGUUAUGACAAUAAAUGGAUUCUAAAAACUAUAACUGAAAGGGAAUUGAAUAGUUUCAGACAAAGGAUGGAAGAAUACUUUCAUCAUAUGAGUGAAUAUAGGAAAUCCCUGAUAAAUAAGAUUUAUGGGAUCUUCUCCUAUGAUAUGAAUUACAUUUCAUCUAGUUGUGGCAUUGUUUAUCAUAUGGUCUUGAUGAGGAACAUAUCUCAAGUGCCUCGUCCUUUUGUUAAAAGAACCUUUGAUAUGAAGGGUAGUGAAGUUGCAAGAGAAGCAUUGAAGGGUAAACCUAAAGAUAUAGAUCUCUAAAAAAUCACUUUGAAGGAUGUGGAUUUUGAUAAUCUUGAGAAAUGGAUUAAGAUAGAAUAAUCUCAAAGUGAUUUCGUGAAAUUUUAACUUAUUAAAGAUGCUGAAUUUUUCAAAAAUACUUAUUUACUUGAUUAUUCUCUCUUGAUAAUGAAGGUUGAUUGGGGAGAGUAUUAAGGUAAUGUAGACAGAUUGGUGGAUCUACCUUAAAAUGCAUAUCCUUCCAAAGAUGAACCAAACAUUUACUACCACAUUGCCAUAAUAGAUUAUCUUUAAGAAUGGAAUUUGUCCAAAAUGGCAGAGAAGGCUUCCAAAUAAUUAUUAGCAAUGAACCCUAAUUUAAAUGUUUCUGCUCAAACUCCAGAAAUAUAUGCUUACAGAUUUAUAAAUAAUCUAGUCAAUAAGAUUUUUAGAUGA